Morchella importuna is the source of this 408-nucleotide messenger RNA. RefSeq lists its product as uncharacterized. Lineage: Eukaryota; Fungi; Ascomycota; Pezizomycetes; Pezizales; Morchellaceae. The coding region runs from base 1 to 408 and encodes 135 amino acids. Gene Ontology annotation, biological process: endoplasmic reticulum to Golgi vesicle-mediated transport. The record is from RefSeq and is a predicted model, not a curated record. Gene Ontology annotation, cellular component: TRAPP complex. The transcript has 2 exons.
AUGGGCAUCCUCUCUAUUCUAAUCCUCAACAAGGCCGGCGGUUUAAUUUACCAACGCGACUUCAAUGAGGGUCUCAAAAAGCUCUCCUCAAAUGACUACCUGGUCCUUGCCGGUACCUUCCACGGUGUCCAUGCCAUAACCUCCCGUAUUUCUCCCGUACCUGGGUCGGGAGGAUUGGAAGUUAUGGAGAGUGAGCAUUUUAGGAUGCAGUGCUUCCAAACCUUGACUGGCACGAAAUUCUUAAUAUUCGCACAACCACAUCAGCCGAAUAUAGAUGUUAUUGUGAAACGCGUCUACGAGUUGUAUGCGGACUAUGUCAUGAAGAAUCCAUUCUAUCAGAUUGAAAUGCCGAUAAGAUGUGAGGCUUUUGAUAGGAAUUUGCUGGCGUACAUCCAGCCCAGGCAGUAG